This is a messenger RNA of Salvia miltiorrhiza (redroot sage), 1038 nucleotides long. RefSeq lists its product as uncharacterized. Lineage: Eukaryota; Viridiplantae; Streptophyta; Magnoliopsida; Lamiales; Lamiaceae. The record is from RefSeq and is a predicted model, not a curated record. The transcript has a single exon. The coding region runs from base 1 to 1038 and encodes 345 amino acids.
AUGUGGUUGACUCAUCAGGAUUUUCGGGAGUUUGUGAAAGCUUCCUGGCAUGCGAAUAUUAGCAUUAAUUGUCCUCUUUUGAAGGUGAUGGUGAAACUGAAAAGGCUGCGCUCGAGUCUUAAAAGCUGGAACAAAGAGGUCUUUGGGCACGUGGAUGUGGAUAUCAAUCAGAUGCAGAUGGAUUUGGAGAGGAUUCAAACAAGAAUUUCGACUGAAGGCUACUCGGACACUCUUUUUGACGAAGAAGUGGAGGCUCAAGCUCGUUUGAGUACGAAGCUGCUGCGAAAAGACUUAUUACUGAAACAGAAAAGUAGGAUUCGCUGGUUAAAUGACGGGGACAGAAACACAAGUUUCUUCCAUAACUCGAUCAAGGCUAGAAAGAAGCAGCUUCAUAUUCCGCAGUUAAGAAUUGAUGGGACGGACUCUUAUGAUCAAGAUGAGAUUGCAGCACACAUCGUUCGUUAUUUCUCCAAUUUGUUUGCUGACUCAACUGGUAAUGCGGUCACAACUGAUGAUGUGAGGUAUUUGGUGAACACUACAGUUUCUCAAGCGCAAAAUAAUCUUCUUACUUGCAUCCCGAUGGAUGAGGAAAUUAAGGCCGCGGUCUUUGAGUUGGGGGGGGACAGUGCAGCCGGCCCUGAUGGAUUCACAUGGGUCUUCUUUCAACAUUGCUGGGAGAUCAUCAAAGCGGAUAUUUGUUUGGCUGUUAGAACGUUCUUCAACAAAAACUAUCUACCUCAUGGACUUAAUUCCAACACGCUGAUUCUUAUACCUAAAAAAGAAGUGGUUGAAACGGUGGCGGACUUGAGACCUAUUGUUCUGUCCAACUUUUUCUUUAAAAUACUCUCUAAGAUCCUGGCGACUAGGCUCAGUGAUGUGGCGGCCGAAUGUGUUUCGCCGAAUCAAUUUGGUUUUAUCCGUGGUCGCUUGAUUCAUGACUGUAUUAUGCUCGGCUCGGAAGGCAUUAACUGCAUGAACCGUUCGUGCAAAGGCAAAAAUAUGGCUUGUAAAGUGGAUAUUAAAAAGGCCUUACGCUGA